This is a messenger RNA of Bipolaris maydis ATCC 48331, 2524 nucleotides long. RefSeq lists its product as uncharacterized. Lineage: Eukaryota; Fungi; Ascomycota; Dothideomycetes; Pleosporales; Pleosporaceae. The record is from RefSeq and is a predicted model, not a curated record.
AUGCGUGUGACUCGUGCGCGCGCCCAGCAGGGCCAUGAUGAGGCUACUACCGACGCGACCGAGCGUGCGCCGUUGAACGAAAUAACGUCCAACGCAUCAGCCGAGCAACCCCGCGACGACGACGAAGAGCUGCUGCCUGCAAAAACUCCUGCAAAGAAGAGCAAGGCAAAAGGUCGCGCCAAGAAAGGAAAAAAGACCAAGGCUGCUGAGGACCAAGAGGAGGACCAAGUCGAAGGUGCACCUGAGGACGCGCAAACAGCGCCUGAGCCCGUCGAGGCGCCCGCAAGCGCUGGAGACGGUACAACAGAGUCACAAUCCUUCUCGCAAACUCAGAAUGAGUCUGGAUUGCCUGCGGCCUCUGGCGUCGAUUCGUCGGCGAACCCUUCUGAAGUCGCAGAGGUCUCCACCAAGGUCCAACGAUCAGUGACCCCAACUAAGCCCGUACGCCUGACUCGCCGCCAAUUGGCCAUGCAGGAAGAGGAAAUGAAGAAGGCGCAACAUGCCGCUCCCGCAGUCCAGGAGCCAGAAAUCCAAGUUCCAAAGUCAACAACAGAUGUGCCCAAAGCUACAGAAGAAGCCCCACGGGUACCAGAGCAGGUUGAAGAUCCAAAAGCACCAGAAACUCAAUGUGAAGAUGUAAAGGAAGAGUCGGUUACAGAGCCAGAGGCUAUUGUUGACAAGGCUCAACAUGAGGCUGUAGUCGAGUCCGUAGCAGAACGUGAAAUUUCCCAACAGGCCUCGCCAGACGUGCCACAGGCGGAAGAGCCUCAGACUCAACCUCAGAUCCCCGAAGCAGCAGCUGACAUUCCAGUACCUUCUGUCGAAAUCAGCCCAGAAACAGAGCCAAAGUCACUUGCAACCCAAAAGUCCAAUGAAGAUCUCAUGGCCACUCUCAGGAGCCAGGCUUCAAGUCGACGGACAUCGCGUAGCCUCUCCAAAUCUCCCAUGCGCCUCGAGGAGUCUUUUGAAGCAAUCGAUGCGCUUGAGGAGGCUCUGGAGAACGUCACCUCAGUAGCUAGAAUCGAUCGAUUGAACGAGGAGACAUCGCCCGAGAGAGCAAAAGCCUCCAAGCCCACUAGCACAACAGGCACACGCCCAAAAUCGAUGUAUGCAACCUCGACUACAGCUACAAAGUUAUCUAGAGCCCCAAGUUCUGCUGCGCCGAAGAGUAUGAAGCCGGUCAAGUCUUCAUUAGCUCGCUCAACCAGUGUUCGUACUGCAACUAGCAAGGAAGUCAAGACAGCUCCCGCGCCUACGACGGAUUAUCUCGCUACAAAACGGCGACCGAUCAGCGUAUCGUUUCCUACUCCUGCACCGCCACCAAAAGGACGCGCUCCCACCAAGUCAACAUUCCAGCUUUCAAGCAACGACGUAGUCGCAAAGCUGAAGGCGCAGAAAGAGGAGCGGCUAAAGCGAGAAGCAGAAGGCACAGCACCAAAGGCACGGCCGAUCAGCAUGCCUCCUCCACCAAAGUCAAACAAGCCACUGACAAAGCCCGCCUUUCAACUGCCGGGCGAGAAAAUCGCCGAGAAACUAAAAGCACAAAAAGAAGAGCGUCUGAAGAGAGAAGAGGAGCAACCCGCACCGAAACAACGCCCAACCAGCAUCACCAUGGCGCCCCUCGCAAAAUCCACAAAAGCGCCCACAAAGCCCAAAUUCGAGCUCCCGGGCUCCGCCAUAGCCGAAAAACUGCGCCUCAAAAAAGAAGAGCGUCUCAAACGUAUGGAAGAAGCAGAAGCAGCCAAAAAGGAAGCAGCAGCCCUCAAACCCCGUCCCGCACCAGUAGCAUCCCGCAAACCCGUCACCAUGCCCAUCCGACCCUCGCCCGCCGAAGCCCCAGGCGUAACAAUCGGCCCACCCCCAUCUCCUCCCCAACCACCACUACGACAACAACAACAACAACAACAACAACAACAACAACAACAACAACAACAACAACAACAACAACAACAACAGCAACGCUCCACCUCCCUCGCCAGCAAACGAAGCAGCAUUAUCCUUGUCCCCAAAGCCGUAGUCACGCCCGCGGAUGCGAUCCUACUCAAGCUCAAGGGCAAAGAAGUCUUCAAUCGUGAUCGUGUGGAGAAGGAGGCGAGGGAGAGAGAGAGGAGGGAGAAGGAAGAGGCGGCCAAGAGGGCGAGGGCUGAGGCGGCGGAGAGAGGUAGGAUUGCGAGUAGGGAGUGGGCCGAGAGGCAGAGGCGGAAGAUGAUGGGUGGUGGUUCUUGAUUUCUCUUAGUUUUGGGGGCGGGGGUUGGAACUGGAAAAGGGCUGCAUUUCUCUGCCUUGCAUCUUCUUUUUUUUUCUUCUUGGAGGCUCUUACUUCUUGUUUCUUGUUCUUCAACUUGUCUAUAUAUAUAUAUAUUCUUUGAAUAGGGGUUUCCAGGCUUGGGUUUGGGGCGUUUCGGAUUCUUGUUAUUUACAUCUCUCUACCCUUUUUCUCUCUCUAUCUGUCUUCCUAUGGUUGACUAAGAAGAAGUGGAGUGGGGGACAUCUGGGCUUCAUUGCCGUAUUGGCGUUUUGUAGG